GGCGCUGGGCCGCCCCCGAUGAUGCCGGGAGCGCCCGCGACGGGCGGCUUGCCGGGCGGCGCUCCCCCGAUGAUGAUGCGACCCCCGGGAGGGCCGCCGGGCGGUCCUCCCGGCGGGCCGCCGCCGGGCCGCAUCGACCCCGCGCAGAUCCCCCGCCCCGCGCACGAUCCCCACGCGGAACCCAUCCGGUGGGACUCCCGCACGCAGCACGGCGCCGCGGCGCACCCUCCCGCGGCGUCCACGAGCUUCAUCGCCGUCGACCGCGGGUGCUGCAACCCGCGAUACAUGCGAUCCACGAUGAGCACGAUACCGCACACCGGCGAGUUGCUCGCGUCGAGCGGCAUGCCGCUGUCGAUCAUGGUGCAGCCGCUGGCGAUCUCGUCGCCGGAGGAGGACCCGAUCCAGGUGGUGGACAACGGCGAUCAGGGACCGCUGCGAUGCUCUCGGUGCAAGGCGUACAUGAACCCCUUCGCGCGGUGGCUCGACCACGGUCGGUUCCAGUGCAACUUUUGCCAAGCCACCUCGGAGUGCCCGAGGGAGUACAUGUGCAACCUGGGCGCCGACGGCAAGCGCAUGGACUGGCAGCAGAGGCCCGAGCUCUGCCGCGGCAGCGUCGAGUACGCCGCGCCCGCCGAGUACAUGGUCCGACGACCGAUGGCGCCGGCGCUCAUAUUUUGCGUCGACGUUUCGCUCGCGGCGGUGCAGAGCGGCGCGACGACGUCGGCGGUGGAGGCGAUCGCGCGGACGCUGGACGCGAUGCCGGAACAGACGCGAACGCUCGUCGGCAUCUGCACGUACGAUAGCGUGAUUCACUUUUACCACAUCCACGAGGGUAUGGCGCAGCCGCGCAUGCUCGUGGUGCCAGACGCGGAUGAGCCGUAUUCGCCGCUUCCCGCCGGCAUGGCGGUUCCGCUGGCCGCGAACCGCGAAGCCAUCGACGCGGUGCUGAAGCAGAUUCCCGAGAUGUUCGCGAACAACAGGCACGGUUCACCGGUGGGAACCGCCGCGGUGAAAGCGUGCGUCGAGGCGCUCAAACCCGUUGGGGGACGGGUUCUCGCGUUUAUGGGCACGCAGCCCACGGGUGGGCUCGGUAAGCUGUCCAAUCGCGCCGCGCAGGCGCCCAACGUCGGCGCGAAGGAGGCGGAGAAGGAGCCGCUCAAGUACCUCGCCCCCGCGGACAAGAUCUACACCAAGCUGGCCACCGAGGCGGCGGAGUAUCAGGUUGCGAUUGACGUCUUUUUGCUCGCGCCGGCGCAGUACGUCGACGUGGCGAGUCUGGGAACGCUCCCGCGAAUCACCGGGGGAACUUUGUACCGAUACCCGGGCUUCAACACCCAGCUCGACUUUGCUCAGCUGCACAACGACCUGCGAUGGAACGUGCAGAGGCCGCAGGGUUUGGAGGCGGUCAUGAGGGUGCGCGCCAGCAACGGUCUCGGCGUCGCUGAUUACGGGGGUUUCUACUGCAAGCGAACGCCCACCGACGUCGACUUGCCGGCGUUGGAUUGCGACAAGGCGAUCGUGUGCAACAUGCGUUACGAGGAACGGUUGAACGACGGGGGCGAGGCGUACGUGCAGUGCGCGCUGCUGUACACCACGGUGCGGGGGGAACGGCGCAUACGCGUGCACACGAUGGCGAUGCCGAUCACGAGCGUGCUGGGCAACGUGUUUCGAGCCGCGGAUCUGGAGGCGCAGACGUGCGACAUGAUCCGGAAGGUCUCGGCGAGGCUUCUGGGCGGUUCCGCGAGCAUCCAGAACGUCAAGGACCAGACCAUAACCACCACGGUCAACACGUUGUACGCGUACCGCAAGUUCUGCGCGUCGAACAACAGCACGGGGCAGCUCAUCCUCCCCGAGGGCCUCAAGGUUUUGCCCCUCUACUGCCUCGGAUUGCACAAGUCGCCCGGGAUGCGCGCCGACGCGCACGCCGACGACCGCGCGGCGUGGCUCCUCAACGGCCUCUGCGCCCCCGUCAAGAUGUGCGUGCCGUCCGUGUACCCGAGAAACUUCCCGGUGCAUCGGCUGGUGGACGAAUGCGCCGCCGAGGGCACGGAGUUUCCGCCGCUCCCCCCGGUGACGUGGCUCAGCGCCGAGAAGCUGGAGCAGGACGGCAUCUACGUCCUCGAGGACGCGAGGGAGAUGCUCGUGUGGGUGGGACGGCAGGUUCCCGACGCCGUCCUGCGCGAGACGUUCGGGGUGGACCACGUGGACCACAUACAGAGCAACGCCGCGGCGCUGAAGCAGUUGGACACGCCGAGGAGUAAGAGCCUCAACGCGUUUGUCAACUGCAUGCGCCGCAUGCGAAGCGGGUAUCUCCGCACGCGGAUACUGCGUCGCGGGGAUCCGGCGGAGGCGCACUUCUACGCCAAGCUGACGGAGGAUCGGAACAUAGCGGGGAUGUCGUACGUGGAUUUCCUCUGCCACGUGCACAGGCUGAUCCAGAACAAGUUUCAGUGACGAGGGGCGCGGGUGGGUAUUCUUUUGGAAAAUAAAAUCACGUUCUCAC
This is a messenger RNA of Micromonas commoda, 2503 nucleotides long. RefSeq lists its product with no specific name. Gene Ontology annotation, cellular component: COPII vesicle coat; endoplasmic reticulum exit site. The record is from RefSeq and is a predicted model, not a curated record. Gene Ontology annotation, molecular function: SNARE binding; zinc ion binding. The transcript is spliced from 3 exons. Lineage: Eukaryota; Viridiplantae; Chlorophyta; Mamiellophyceae; Mamiellales; Mamiellaceae. Gene Ontology annotation, biological process: endoplasmic reticulum to Golgi vesicle-mediated transport; COPII-coated vesicle cargo loading; intracellular protein transport. The coding region runs from base 19 to 2454 and encodes 811 amino acids.